AUGGCGCUUCCCGCUCCAGUGCAGGUGACCAGCGAAGGCUGGGUCGAUAUGCACCACUGCACGGGAAUUUCCGCUGCGGAGUCCAUCCUCUCCAGUCGGCAAUUUCGCGCUGGCACGGACGGCUACUUGGGUGGGGCGAUCUACUUUUCUAAAAGUUACGAGGAGGCGAUGCGGCGGGCGCAGGGGGUGAAGAACGUGGAGGAGGAACAGGUCGUCUUGUCCGCGCGGGUCUACUUGGGGAGGUGCGGGCACUUCGAGAAGGGCACGAUCGUCGACGGGCCGCUGUUGAACCAGUACAAGCUCAAUUCCGCCAAGGUGUUCGGGCGCGAAGACAGUUACUGUCUCGCCGACACCAACAAGUACCGCGCGGACCCGCUGGGGCGGGUGAAGUGGAUCUUUCGCUGCGAUGACCUGUCGGAGACUGAGACCGACUGCACAAAGGUAGCAUGUAGGAUAGCGUAUGUCGAGUGCGGUGUGUGCUACCUGAAGAAGGUAUUGGAGCGGACCUACGACGCGCACGUGGCGGAAUUCGGGGAUGACGGAAUCGGAGCAGUUGAUCUGGUUGCCGGCACCUUCGCGAGACCGGCAACUGCUGGUAAGUCGCUUGGGCCGAAGCAGUUGCGAAACGAAGCGGGCGGCGGUAGGGGUCAGGAAAGCGAGUGCGUUCUUUUGCGGUACAAGGCCGGCUGCCAGAUUUGCCAGAAGUACGGUCCCUCACAGGACAGCGCGGAGCUUGUACAAAAGUUGAAAAAGAAUAAGAAAAGCGAUUGAACCAUUCCGCAAGUGACGAACUAAUCAUUCCGAAAUUCCGAUUCUGUUGAAACUUGUUUUUUCCAGCGAAGUUGUACAUCACAAUUCUAAAUCUAAAGCAUUUAAUUCAGAUACAGAUUUUCAUGAUACUCAGUCCCUGUCCCGAGUAGAUGAUUCUUCUUUUUGUGUAUGGGUUCCUUGAAGUUUUUUUUUUGAAUAUGAAAUGCGGCACAAGCUCUUUGACC
This is a messenger RNA of Amoebophrya sp. A120, 995 nucleotides long. The record is from the annotation of a GenBank genome assembly. NCBI's taxonomy places the organism in Eukaryota, Dinophyceae, Syndiniales, Amoebophryaceae.